Thamnophis sirtalis is the source of this 5743-nucleotide messenger RNA. The record is from RefSeq and is a predicted model, not a curated record. Lineage: Eukaryota; Metazoa; Chordata; Lepidosauria; Squamata; Natricidae.
CGCGUGUUGCCUGCAACAUUCGAAAAAGCUCUUCUCUCCCCCGCACGCGCCGCUCCUUCCUCCUCGUUCCCCGCGCCGGCUGAGGAUGCGAGGCUCCCGCCCGCCCGGCUUCUUCGCUCCCGUUUCCCAGCUCGCCGUGACCCCUCGUCCCAGCCCGCCGUGCCAGCUGCUGGGCUGGGCGGGGGGUUGCUGAACUCUUUCUUUGCAUGGGGUGACCGCCGCCUUUGGCCUCGGUCCGUCUCUCCUCCGCUGCUUGCGCCUUCUGCCGGGAAAGAUGCCCCGACAGGAGCUGCCUUUGCCCGAAGGCUGGGAGGAAGCUCGCGACUACGACGGCAAAGUCUACUACAUCGACCACGCUAACAAAACCACCAGCUGGGUCGACCCGCGGGACAGGUAUACUAAACCACUUACCUUUGCUGACUGCAUAUGUGAUGAAUUGCCAUUAGGAUGGGAAGAAGCCUAUGAUCCUCAGGUUGGAAGCUAUUACAUUGACCAUAACACCAAAACCACCCAGAUAGAGGAUCCUCGGGUGCAGUGGCGACAGGAACAAGAACACAUGCUGAAGGACUACCUUAUAUUGGCCCAAGAAGCCUUAACUGCGCAGAAGGAGGUUUACCAAGUCAAGCAACAGAGGCUUGAAUUGGCCCAGCAGGAAUACAAGCAACUUCAUGAUGUCUGGGAACACAAAUUGGGGUCUCAGACCAGCUUAGCCUCCAGUUCAUCCUCUAGCUCAAAAUAUGAUCCAGAAAUUCUUAAAGCUGAAAUUGCUACCACAAAAUCUAGGGUUAAUAAACUCAAAAGAGAAGUUGCUCAUAUGGGACAGGAACUCCAGUAUAAGGAACAUGGUUUUCAAACAUUGAAGAAAAUUGAUAUGAAAAUGUCUGAUACCCAAGGUGGAUAUAAACUUGAUGAAGCACAAGCCAUUUUAAGUGAAACAAAAGACAUCAAGAAGGCUAUCACUUCAGGAGAGCAAGAAAAGCGAGAUCUUAUUGAGAGUCUUGCCAGACUAAAAGCUAAUUUUGUGGCAAAUAAAAGAUCCCAUUCAGACUUGUGGACCAAUAGCACUUCCUUGGGAAGUUCCCAUUGCUCUUUACCUAGGACGUACCUGGAUGCUGGUUCCCAAACAGAUGUUUCUGGAAAUUUUUUUGUGAGCUGCAAUAAUCACUUGGCUGAGAAAGUAAGAGUGCGCCUCCAAUAUGAAGAUGCUAAGCGAAGAAUAGCAAACUUAAAAAUACAGCUGGCUAAAUUAGACAGUGAGGCCUGGCCUGGUGUGCUUGAUUCUGAACAAGACAGAUUAAUGUUAAUAAAUGAAAAGGAGGAACUUCUCAAAGAAAUGCGGUUCAUUAGCCCAAGAAAAUGGACUCAGACUGAUAUAGAAAAACUGGAGAUGAAGAGAAAACGUUUAGAAGAAGAUCUUCAGACUGCAAGAGAUACACAGAGUAAAGCUUUAACAGAAAGGUUGAAGCUAAGCAGUAAAAGAAAUCAGCUGGCUCAAGAACUAGAGGAAACAACACGAUUAUUGGCAGUGUUGCACACGCAGUUGAAAAAUUUGUCCUCUAGCAUGCUUUCCUUAUCUUCUGGCAGUAGUCAUGGCUCACUUGCAUCCAGUAGAGGAUCUCUGGUCACCUCAAGCCAGGAUUCUUCAACUUCCGCCAGCUUUACUGAUCUGUUACAUGAACAGUAUGAACAGCUAGAAUCUGACUAUCAGAAUAAAAUGGACCUCUUCCUUUUGGAGAGAACCACUGGUUUUCGACCUUCAGGAUGCAUCACUACUAUCCAUGAGAAUGAAGUAGUAAAAACGCAGAAAACAGAUUCUACCAGCCGCUUGCAGAUCUUGAGAUCCUUGUCUGGAACACCCAAAUCCUCAACAUCUUUAUCUCCAAGGUCAUCUCUUUCAUCUCCUUCUCCACCAUGUUCACCACUAGUGACAGACCCAUUCUUCGUAGGAGAUGCCUUUGUGAAUCAUGCAGACUUUGAGGAUACUGAAAUAAACAGUGGACUUGCGGAACUUGGUCUAAACUCCGUAGGUGGGAAGAAGUAUAGAAUAGAAGAUUCUAGAACUGGGGUCAAGCAUUUGGACCAAGGAGCAUUCGUGUGGCUGUUCUCCCUUCAUCGGAAAGCACAAGCUGCUUGUUCCGUACAAGACUCGUGGAUGCAUCAGACAAUCUCACAUACAAUGAAUUAUUUCGUGUUACAAUCCCUCAUUCAGUUUUGCGACAGAAGACUCUAAGGAUUGAUGUCUGCACUUUAGACAAGUUCCACCUUGAAGAAUGCUUGGGAGGUGCACAAAUUAGCCUGGCAGAUAUUUGCAGAACAGGGGAAAGGUCAAUGCGCUGGUACAACCUCCUCAGCUAUAAAUAUCUACAAAGACCUAGUUGUGAAAAUAAACAAGAGGAUACUUGUUCUGAGCUACUCCACACCAAGAAAAUGGACUCUGUAUCUGCAUUGCUGGAACAAACUGUUGCUGAACUCGAGGCGGUAGAGAAAAAACUAGGAGAAAGUACUUUACUUACCGAUGAAACCUGGCAAUAUAAGGGAGAUGCUGAGCAGGAUGAUAUCAGUGAAACUGAAAAUGGUGAGACUGAAGCAGAGGAGGAAUUUUAUGACGGAAGGACUGUGUGGGCCACUGAAGAGAACUUGCUACCUUUGUUGCAGGCUGAGUCAGCAACCAUCAAGGUGGAUAAAGAGACCAACACAGAUAGUCUUAUGCAAUCUUCUCUAGUAGUUCGUCCAAAAGAUAAAAGAACACCUAAUCCUUUACAAACACCCUUUGUUAGAGGCAGCACAAUCAUCCGCUCCAAAACUUUUUCUCCAGGACCACAAAGCCAGUAUGUGUGUCGGCUUAAUCGUAGUGAUAGUGAUAGUUCAACACUAUCUAAGAAACCACCUUUUGUUCGGAAUGCUGUUGAGAGACGAAGUGUCAGAAUGAAACGGUCUUCUGUUAAAACUCUUGGACCUGAGCGUUUGAUCCGUACUUCUCUCGACCUGGAAUUAGAUCUGCAGGCAUCAAAGACCUGGCAUAGUCAGUUGCUGCAAGAGAUUUCUGUCCUCAAACAGCUAAAGGAACAGUUGGAGCAAGCUCAAAGUCAAGGAGAAAAAGAGUUACCCAGAUGCAUAGAUGAGAAUGACCAAUUCAGGAUGUUAAUGAGACUGGUAGAGAAAAAGACCGUAAAGGCUGGAUGUAAGUAUGAACGGAAGGCCGAUAAAAUGAUGAGGGCAGCUGCUAAAGAUGUGCAUAGAUUACGAGGGCAGACCCAAAAAGAACCUCUAGAGGUGCAAUCAUUCAGAGAGAAGAUGGCGUUUUUCACACGACCUAGGAUAAAUAUCCCAGCUCUCUCAGCAGAUGAUGUUUAAUGUCUAUUUAAGUAUUUUGUUCUUAAAACCUCUUCCGAAAAGUAUAUGUCAUUCACUGAAGUUUAUUUAUAUCAUGUUAGUACAUUGAUAGCUUUAUCAGUUCUAGGGCCAGAUUUUUAACUUUCUUUUUUCAUUGCAAAUGCCAGCAUUAAAAUUACACUAUCAUAUAGUUUGUAUAUUUAGCUAUGUAUUUUUGAAAGAUUUUUAAAAAUGAAACAGUAUAGCUCACAAUGCCAUUUUAAAAAAUUUACAUGUUGACAUAUUGUACAGCUUUUGCUUUUUUUAAAAGACAGGUUUUGCUGCAAUAAAUUUUGAGUUUGAAAAGAAUCUGACAUACAAUUCUAAAAACUGGACCCCAACUCUUAUAUAACUAGGUUUUGCUAAUUCAAAUAUUUUUGUAACAAAUAAAGGAUAAAAGAAGCCAUUUUAAGAGUUAAAAAUGAGUGCUCUGUGAGCUGUGAAACACUUCCAUUUCCAUCUAGGUCAUAAAAAGGGGAGUGGAGUUUAAAUGCCUAUUGCACUUUAAUCUGGAGAUUGUUACUUCAUUUCAUUAUGCUGUUAUCCUGUAAGAGUUCCCAAAGCCCUGUGAAUCCUGUGUUAAAAAGAGAGUUGCAGGAAACAUAUGUCCGUGGCUACAUGUUUGGCUGUGGGAACAUAUCAAGAGCCAACAGCUAUUUUAAAAAAGCUAUAUCUGUCUUAAAAUUAUUUGUAUUUCUUUUAGUAAAUAAUCCUCAUAUAAUCAUGACAGUUUACAACGAGCAGCAACCAAAAGGAGCUUCUAAAAACAAAUCCUUUCCGGUAAUGUUAUCUUAAUAGCUACAAAUGCUUUCUGUGUUGGUUUUUUAAAAACUAAUUUAAAUCUAGUAAAUUGUCCCCAUUCUUCAGUGAGAGAGUAUUUAAUCCGAAAGGCUUUCUCUGAUUACUAUUGAGAACAUCUACAUAUUUGGAUAUUGAAAACAACAUCCUAGAAGAAAACAGCAGCAAAUUGCUGUCUUUCUCCUGCUGAGAAAACUACAUGGAUAGUUUCCAGAAAGAUUUUACCGUAACUGAACAGCCUGCAACAAAACCUUGGUUUAAAAACCUGUAAUCAUGUUUAUAACCCAGUUAAUCACAUUGCUUGUAGUUUGUUUAUUUUUUCCCAGUUUGUUCACUUUAAUAAUUGUGUUGGGUGUGUGUGUGUGUGUGUGCAUACCCAAGCACUCUGCUCUGCACUUUCAUUUUUAUAUGCCCAUCUUUAAAUAUACAGUAUGCACAUGUACACAUGCAUAGAUGUAGAAUAGACAUGGUUAGGUUAUGGAACUAGGUGUCAAUUCACUGAGAUGCAUCUGAGUGCCAGUUUGGUCUAGUUGUAAGGCGCCAGGCUAGAAACUAGGAGAAUGUGAGUUCUAGUGCUGCCUUAGGCUUGAAAGCCGGCCGGGUGAAUUUGGGUCAGUCACUCUUGCUCAGCCCAAAUCAUAGGCUUGUUGCUGUGGAGAAAAUAGAAAGAGAAAGGAGUAUUAAAUAUAUUUGCAAUCUUAUUUAUAAAAAUAAUAAAGGCCUGAUAAAAAUAAAUAAAUACCUUUCUAGUCAUUUCAGGGGAAAAUAAUGAAAAAUCAAUGUGUCUUACUUUUAAUAAUUAGUAACUGCUAAUUAUCAAUAUUAAUGACUUCAAUCCAGACAAAAAGUAUAUGAAGAAAGUCAGGAGAAUAGAAGCUGAUUUUUCUAUCCUCUUUUUGAGCAGAAUCUGUUAUUGUUUUAAAAAUUGGACUGAGGCACAACCCAAGAAUGAAAAUUCACUUGCAGAAAAUACUUCUGUCAGUUUUUUUGUAAUAUCCCUUUUUCUGGCCUAUAAAUCAUAGCCUACUUGCUUUAGGAAAGUAUCUUAAUCCCUGAAAGAGACUUUUGGCAAGAGUUUGUUGGAGGAUGGGAUAGGAAGGUCAUCUUACACUAACAACCAUCCACUUCUCUAGAUCCAAGGUAUAUUUUGCUUUUCAUAUAGCAUUUGAAGAAAUGUUAAUACAUUCCAGUUUGAUUGUUUUCUUUGAGACAAGAAACAUGAAUGUGUGAGAAUGCAGGAUCUAUAUGGUGAUUGGCUUUCUUUGGAACAUAACUGAAAUACCUUCAGAUCUUCCUACAACAGCCUACAUCUUACAUUAACCCAUGUCUCUCAUUGUUGACAAUUUAAGAACAGAGAGUAAUGGACACUGGAAUACAAAGGCCUUAAAGAUUCACAAAUCAAGAUGCACCUUCAGGAGUAAAGUUGACAAGUGGUUUAAACCUGGAUUUUUCCUGAGAUGUAUAUAUAUAUUUUCUUGUAUAAACACUGGAAUAAGCAACCACUAAAUGAUUGAAUUUAUAUAUUUUAAAUUUUGUUAGGAUUAACAUUAAAAUUGUUAUAGAUAGAAAUUAA